AUGAGUGCAACUGUCAAAGCAAUCCGGGUCCACCGGUCGCGCCGGAGCUUCCUACGGGCCGAGCUCGCGGCUCCGCGCCGCCCGCCAGCCCGCCGAAAGAGGCUGACGGCGCCCAGCCCGGCGCGGCCGGCGCGCCUCCGACCAUCCCGACGGAGCCCGCGCGGGCGCUACGGGGCGAGCGGCGUCCGCGCGGUCCUACCGCCCGCCUCCGCGGCGCUCCCGCGCCUCCCCGCCGCUCCCGCGCCCCCCCCACCCCCCCAACACUUUACCCAGAAUCAUGUCCAUUUUUUCCUUUCUCCGAACCCAAGCAAACUUUUUAUUCUAGACCUAAAACUCCCAUUUUCAAUAGAAUCUUUUUGUUCCCUCUCUCCGAACCCAAGCAAACUUUAUUCUAUACUUAAAAACUCCCAUUUUCAAUAG
Rangifer tarandus platyrhynchus (Svalbard reindeer) is the source of this 420-nucleotide messenger RNA. The record is from the annotation of a GenBank genome assembly. Lineage: Eukaryota; Metazoa; Chordata; Mammalia; Artiodactyla; Cervidae.